AUGGAGUACUGGCUUGAGUGUGGUCCAGUGGUUGCGCAACUCCCAGUCAUCACUGAUGAAGUGCACCGUUAUGCUGAGGACCAAAAGGACUUGGCCACCCUGGACCACAUCAGACCCUGCUUAUUCUGGGACAGGAGGGACCCGGCCGCCCUGGACCACAUCAAACCAUGCUGGUAUUGGGACAAAAAGGACCUGGCCCACACCCCGUCGCAGUCAGAGGGACUGGACCCUGCCACUGAGGCCCGGUACCGGAGAGAAGGGGCUCGGUUCAUCUUUGAUGUGGGCACACGGCUUGGGCUGCACUAUGAAACACUGGCAACUGGAAUUGUUUAUUUCCACCGCUUCUACAUGUUCCACUCCUUCAAGCAGUUCCCUAGAUAUGUGACAGGAGGAUGCUGCCUUUUCCUAGCAGGCAAAGUGGAGGAAACACCGAAGAAAUGCAAAGACAUCAUCAAGACAGCCCGCAGCCUGCUCAACGACAUCCAGUUUGCACAGUUUGGAGAUGAUCCCAAGGAGGAGGUGAUGGUGUUGGAACGCAUCCUGCUGCAGACCAUAAAGUUUGACCUGCAGGUGGAGCACCCCUACCAGUUCCUGCUGCGCUAUGCAAAGCAGCUUAAAGGUGACAAGAACAAAGUGCAGAAGCUGGUUCAGAUGGCCUGGACCUUUGUGAAUGACAGCCUUUGCACCAUGGUGGUCCUGCAGUGGGAGCCGCAGAUCGUAGCAGUGGCUGUCAUGUAUUUGGCUGGUCGUCUCUCUAAAUUCGACAUUCAGGAGUGGACGUCCAAACAGUCGUCCCGUCGCUGGUGGGAGCAGUUUGUCCAUGACGUGCCCGUGGAGGUGCUGGAAGAUAUCUGCCAUCAGAUCUUGGACUUGUAUUCUCAGGCCAAGCAGCAGAUUCCUGAUGGAGGGCUUGGGACUGGGGAAAACCCCCCACCGCCUUCCAUCCUGUCUCCCUCAGUCCCACCACUGACCAAGAAAGCCUCCCCUCAGACCAGCCCCAGACCACCCAGACCAGCCCAGCCGUCUCCCAAAGAUGACAGCAAGGCCACUAAGCUACCAAAUCUAGAACCUCCACCACCUCCUCCUCCUCCUCCACCCCCUCCUCCUCCUCUGGUCUCUAUGAAUCCAGAUCUCCCUUCUAAACCAAACCCCCCACCUUUACCCCACUGCCCACCUCCUCCACCUCCUCCCCCAAUAGACCUUCCCACCUCUAGCUCCCUGGUGUCCAGCGAAGGCUACCAGAAGCUCCAGUCCAUGAUGAAGACAGAGGGCUCCUGUUACACCACUGUACCCCAGGCCUGUGCCCCACCACUGGGUUACCACCCCUACCCCCCAGGCACCACGGCCUACCACACUCCCCCACUCUCUGCCUAUAGCUACCUGCUUGCACCUCCGCCGCCCUCAGUCAUGGGGAUGGCAUCCGGUUUAGCGAGUGGGUACCCCCCACCAACAACCGCAGGACACAAUCAGCUACCGCCUCCACUGCCACCCGGGAUGCCCCCUGUUAGUGGGAUCAGUCGGGGAACGUGGAUGAGAUGAGUUCCAUGAAAACACAGAAAGGUUCAGAAACGUUCAAACAAAAUCUUUUAAAAUUAUUGGGAUUGAUAUAAAAUUACUACAGUGGUCAACUUUGACUAAAGGAGAACACUUCCAUUGCUGGUUUUGUGGUUGUUCCAGUGCUGAAAAUGUGUACUUAUACACAAUUACGAAAAGUUCAUGCAGGUUUUACUUGACUAAACAGCGUUAACAGAGACAUGAGAGGAUUGUAAAAUGAAUGUCUUCCUUUAGCUCUCUGCUUUUUUGCACAAGACAUCGUGACAUAUUUUGAAGUAGACAGUAUUGUGCUUUGAUAAUCACAAUUGCCUCAUGUCCUAUUUAAAUACUGAUUGGGACAGUAUUUUGUUGUUGUCAUGUGAGAGCCAAGUACUUUACUUUUUGUGUCAGAUUUUUCAGUUUGAAUAUUGUUAUGAGUAAGAUAUUUUUGGUGUGUAACAGCAAUUUGAGUUUCAUUUGUUUUUAAGCCUAUUAAUGAGAACACAGCACUGUAAAAGGCAUUUUUCACCGAUUUUAAAUUGUUCAGUCCAUUAUGUUUCUUUCCCUUGAAAAUACUUUGGGUUUUAGAUCAUUCAACAACUGUUUCAUUUCAUACAGAAAUGUUUCCUUCGUCAGCUUUAAUUGAACUAGUUUAUUUUUAUUUUUUUUUAAUUACUUUAUUUUCAUAUAAUGUGAAUACAUAAGCACACCCUUUUAAAAUGCUCUGGAUGUUUACUUUUUUACUGUAAGAGUGUAAUAAACCACUAAGAAUAACUGAUAAUAAUUUCCCAUCUAUUAUUGUCCUGUAA
Molecule: messenger RNA, 2342 nt
Organism: Thunnus maccoyii (southern bluefin tuna)
Lineage: Eukaryota; Metazoa; Chordata; Actinopteri; Scombriformes; Scombridae
Product: cyclin-K-like
Exons: 12
Coding region: 1-1539 (512 amino acids)
Biological process (GO): positive regulation of DNA-templated transcription, elongation; regulation of transcription by RNA polymerase II
Cellular component (GO): cyclin/CDK positive transcription elongation factor complex; nucleus
Molecular function (GO): cyclin-dependent protein serine/threonine kinase activator activity
Source: RefSeq, a predicted model, not a curated record